Molecule: messenger RNA, 611 nt
Organism: Nanorana parkeri
Lineage: Eukaryota; Metazoa; Chordata; Amphibia; Anura; Dicroglossidae
Gene: PPP1R14D
Product: protein phosphatase 1 regulatory inhibitor subunit 14D
Exons: 4
Coding region: 133-510 (125 amino acids)
Biological process (GO): regulation of phosphorylation
Cellular component (GO): cytoplasm
Molecular function (GO): protein serine/threonine phosphatase inhibitor activity
Source: RefSeq, a predicted model, not a curated record
UCACAUGUAUUUUGAUCCUUCCGUACACCUGCACAUCAGCUUCAUUCAGGAAAAAAGGGAUUAAACGGAAGAAACCGUUACCGCAGAAGGCUUACAGGUCAGGGGCCUAUUCUGGCAUAGCGGAGGGUUACAAUGGCUACCAGUGACAGCAAUGCUGCUCGAGUCACCUUCUUGAAUGUGGAAAAACAAGAUGAUGAGGACAAGACACCUAAGAAGCUGGGUAAACUCACUGUGAAAUACAACCGCAAGGAACUGCAGCGCAGAAUUAAACUAGAAGAGUGGAUUGACGCUCGGAUACAGGAACUUUACCAGACCAAGGAGGGCCUGAGGGAUGAAGCUGCAGAGCCAGAGAUUGAUAUAGAUGAUCUUUUGGAUCGUCCAACGGAAGAGCAAAAAUGUAACCUUCAGGACAUCCUUCAAGAAAGUACCAGGCCUGCAGAAGAAUUCACAAAGGAACUGUUAGCGCGAUUGAAAGGACUGCGGAAACUUUCUGCCUUGCAACGCAAAUGAUGACCCCAAGAAACAUUCUUCAGGAACCCAUUGUGAUACUGCCAAGACAAAGCAGUGAUGCUGGAUUCUUGGACUUAUUUUCCAUGGUCAACAUUUCAUUA